Messenger RNA from Carlito syrichta (Philippine tarsier), 3923 nucleotides. It is a transcript of the gene TBC1D32, whose product is annotated as TBC1 domain family member 32. The record is from RefSeq and is a predicted model, not a curated record. NCBI's taxonomy places the organism in Eukaryota, Metazoa, Chordata, Mammalia, Primates, Tarsiidae. The transcript is spliced from 31 exons. Gene Ontology annotation, biological process: non-motile cilium assembly. Bases 50 to 3619 code for a protein of 1189 amino acids.
UGAAUUUGUUAAAUACCUUAGACAACAUAUAUGCAACACUUUGGGGCCUAUGAUUGAAGAAGAAAUGGAAAAAUGCAUGUCUGAUGAGAGUCAGAGUGAGGCGUGUGGCUAUGACACAGUUGUCCAGCAUGUUACCAAAAGAACGCAGGCGUCUAAAGAGUAUAAAGAAAUGAUGCAGACCCUGAAGAACCUCAUGAUGACGGUGGUGGAGUCUAUGAUUAACAAGUUUGAAGAAGAUGAGAUUCGAGGUCAAGAGAGGCAGAAAAAAAACCAAAAGGAGAAAAGCAGUUGUUAUUGUACAGACAAUUGCUCUGACAGUGAUUCUUCAUUCAAUCAGAGUUACAAAUUUUGUCAAGGAAAAUUGCAAUCGAUUUUAGACCAGUUGGAUCCUGGGCAACCUAAAGAGGUGAGAUACGAAGCCUUGCAAGCAUUGUGUUCCGCUCCUCCAUCUGAUGUCCUGAACUGUGAAAACUGGACCACUCUCUGCGAAAAGCUGGCAGUGUCUCUCUCUGAUCCUGAUCCUGUGUUUAGUGACCGGAUUUUAAAAUUCUAUGCACAGACAUUUACGCUUUCACCAUUACAUAUGACCAAGGAGAUUUAUACAAGCUUAGCUAAACAUUUGGAGUUACACUUUCUUUCUAGAGAAAAUCAUAUUCCUACUCUUUCAGCUGGUGUAGAUAUAACUAAUCCUCAUGUGAUCCGGUUACUUAAAAAGGUUCGUCUUCUAAAUGAAUAUCAGAAAGAGGCUCCAUCUUUCUGGAUUCGUCAUCCAGAGAAAUAUAUGGAAGAAAUUGUGGAAAGUACUUUGUCCUUGUUAUCAGUUAAGCAUCAUCAAAGCCAUCUUGUCUCACAAAAGAUUUUGGAUCCAAUCUACUUUUUUGCAUUAGUUGAUACCAAGGCUGUAUGGUUCAAAAAGUGGAUGCAUGCACAUUAUAGCAGAACUGCAGUACUAAGACUUCUUGAAAAGAAAUACAAGUCUUUGAUAACUGCAGCAGUUCAGCAGUGUGUUCAGUACUUUGAACUGUGUAAGACCAUGAAAGCUGAUGAAACUUUGGGACAGUCAAACCAUAGUAGGGACAACCAGAAAACUUUCUACUACUUAGGACAAGAAUUACAAUAUAUUUAUUUUAUUCACUCCCUGUGCCUUUUGGGAAGAUUAUUGAUCUAUACACAGGGCAGAAAACUAUUUCCUAUAAAGCUGAAGAAUAGAAAAGACUCAGUAUCCCUUACAGAUCUGCUAAUUCUGUUCAUUCAACUUAUCUAUUACUCACCAAAUUGUCCAAAGAUGACUUCAGCUGCACAUUCAGAGAAUUACUCUCCUGCAAGUAUGGUGACUGAAGUUCUGCGGAUACUCUGUGAUCAAAAAGAAUGUGCAGUUGAAUGCUUAUAUAACAGCACUGUGGUAGAGACACUUCUUCAGCCUAUUCAUACUUUAAUGAAAGGAACUAAGGAUGCUCCAAAUUGCUCUGAGACAGCUUUAAUUCAUAUAGCUGAUAUUUUGGCAAGAUUUGCAUCUGUAGAGGAAGGACUUGUUUUACUUCUUUAUGGGGAAAAUAUGAACUCUUCCAAAGAAGAAAGUCUUACAGGUGCUCAUGUAAUUGCCCAGUUUUCAAAACAACUUCUUGAUGAAGAUAUUUCUCUGAUUUCGGGAUCGGAAAUGUUGCCUCUGGUUAAAGGAGCUUAUAUUUCUGUGUGCCGUCAAAUAUAUAGUACGUGCGAAGGCUUGCAGGUGUUAAUUCCUUAUGGUUUGCACGAAUCCAUAGCAGAGGCGUGGAAGAAGACAAGUUUGCUGUUAGAAAGAAUUCCUACUCCAGUAGAGGGUGCUGAUUCUGUUUCUUUAGUAAGCCAGGAAUCUCAAAACAUUAUGGCUUGGGAAGAGAAUUUGUUAGAUGAUUUACUACAUUUUGCUGCCACCCCCAAAGGAUUAUUGCUUCUUCAAAGAACAGGUGCUAUCAAUGAAUGUGUGACGUUUAUGUUCAACCAAUAUGCAAAAAAAUUACAGGUCAGCAGGCAGAAAACAUCGGGCUAUGGAGUUUUGGUUACACAAGUGGCGUCAACAGCAGUAGGAGCCACAGCCCUGCGAGAUUCUGGGUUUAUUACUGGACUUCUGAGUGAAUUGUGGUCCAGCCUGGAGUAUGGAAGAGAUGAUGUUAGAGUAACCCAUCCCAGAUCAACUCCCGUGGAUCCCAUUGACCGAAGCUGUCAAAAGUCUUUCCUAGCACUGGUGAACUUAUCGUCCUAUCCUGCUUUCUAUGAGCUUGUAGGCAAUCAAGAUCUUCCUAAUAAAGCAGAAUAUUCUCUUCGUGAAGUCCCAACAUGUGUUAUUGAUAUUAUUGAUAGACUUAUAAUUUUGAACUCUGAAGCUAAGAUUCAUUCUUUAUUCAACUAUGAACAAUCACACAUCUUUGGUCUAAGGGAUUUUAUAAUUGAUGGCUUGUCUGUAGAGAGAAAUCACGUUCUUGUUAGAAUAAAUCUUACCGGUGGGCCAUCAGAAAGGAUUUUACCUCCAAGGAUGCUAGAGAAGGGUGAUGAUCCAUAUCCUUGGCCAAUGUUUUCAUCAUAUCCUUUACCAAAAUGCUACCUGUUAGAGGUUACAAGAAGUGCUCAUAUAAAGCAAGACAGUGAUAUUGGAAAGCUUUUAUCACACUUCAAAAUGUCUGAUAAACAAGCUGAAUGGAUAGAAAGCUGCCGAAGACAAUUCUGCAAAAUGAUGAAGAGCAAGCCUGAUGUAAUCAGUGGAGGCGCGUUAGUAGAAAUGCUUGAAAAUUUUGUCCUUCAUCUCACUGAAAGCCCAUCUGAAUGCUACUUCCCCUCAGUGGAAUAUACAGCUACUGAUGCAAGUGUGAAGAAUGAAAGUCUUUCAUCUGUGCAGCAGCUUGGCAUUAAGAUGACUGUCAGGUAUGGCAAGUUCCUUGGCCUUUUAAAAGACAGCGCAGAAAGUGAUCUUACCUUGGUUCUGAAGCACUGUGCAAGAUUCCUGAAACUGCAGCAAACUUCUGUGAAAUCGUCUCUUCUGGGCCUGCGGGGCGGGUAUGCCGGCCACGACUGGUUUGCGUCCUCGCUCUUCCUGAUGCUGUCGGGGGACGGGGCGAGAACCUUCCGGCUCCUCCGGCGCUUCUCCCGGCUUCUGGCCUCGGCUUUCCUGUGGCUGCCGAGAACGCACGUCUCUAGAUACUUACCUGUAGACACUGUGGCGUCUGGCAUCCAUCCGGUACAUUUCGGCAGCCUGCACUCUGUGGAAAUGCUGCUGAAGGCUGAGUUGCCCCUUGUGUUUUCAGCUUUUUGCAUGUCCGGUUUCGCACCUUCACAGAUUUGUCUGCCAUGGUUAACUCAGUGUUUUUGGAAUUACUUAGACUGGAUAGAGAUCUGCCAUUAUAUUGCUUCUUGUGUUUUCCUUGGUCCUGAUUAUCAAGUGUAUAUCUGUAUAGCUAUAUUCAAGCAUCUACAACAGGACAUUCUACAGCACACUCAGACUCAAGAUCUACAAGUUUUCCUAAAAGAAGAAGCACUGCAUGGAUUUCGAGUGAGUGAUUAUUUUGACUACAUGGAAAUUCUGGAGCAGAACUACCGACCAGUGGUGCUGCGAGAUAUGCACAACACCAAAGUGCAGAGCACAUAAGUCAGGAGGUGCAGUGCUUGGAUGGACGCUUUGCUUGUUUUCAGAGGCAACAAGGGGACUUGACUGUUUUCUGUCUGUAUUUGUAACAUCUUGUGCUUUGUGAGUAUACACAUUGUAAACCAAUACUGAGAGGUUUUCAAUAUAGUAAUAUAUUCAAGUAGGUAUUAGCUCAAUUUGUGAAUUCAUUUUUGUGUUUUUAGCUUGUAAGUUUGUUUUAGAAUCAGAUCUAGCUCACUUACAGUUUUUUGGUUUUGUCUUUUGAGUCAGUAUCUCACUCUAUCUCCCAGACUGGAGCACAGUGGCA